AUGGCUGGGGACACAGAAAAGGAUUCGGUGCAGGCUGGUUCUCCAAUGGAGACCCCAAGCUCACCUUCGACUGUUUCUAAUGAAUCAACUGAACCGGUUGUCACUUUAAAGACGUGGAUCGUCUCUUCGAUUCUUUCUUGUGGUUAUGGCCUCUCUUUCUGGCCUAUCCCAGUCGUGUCAGCAAUUGGCACCAUGAUCUCUACUGAUAUGGGUGACCCGACUGGAUAUAUAUGGUUUGUUCCAGCUUGGACUAUCUCGAUCACCUGCGCUUUCCUGAUCUUUGGCCCAAACACCGAUCUUUUAGGUCGACGCUGGUUCUUAGUUUUGGGCAAUCUGGUGUGCUUCAUCGGUCAUAUUGUGGUAGCAUCAGCCAAGAGUACCAACCAAGUCAUUGCCGGGCUCGUUAUAUCCGGUUUUGGCGGUGCAAACUGUCAGAUGGCUGCAUUCGCCCUGCCAGAACUCCUACCCAAUAAAUGGCGACACAUCGGAGUCGUGAUCGCCGAUUUCACGGUCUACAUAGCGGUAAUUGUUGCACCAGUGACAGCCCGCUAUGGCUACGAGCUCGGAACCUGGGCUUGGAACUUCUGGGGUGUAGCCAUUUUCCAAGGUCUAUCAUUUUUUGGUCUAUUAUUCCUCUAUCACCCACCCAAGCACCCCCUCGGCAUCUCAUACAAAGAAGCCUUCAAAUCCUUAGACUACCUCGGCGCCUUCCUCUUCAUCGGCGGUGCAGUCCCCUUCCUAAUGGGCAUUGUAUGGGCUGGUGUCUAUGACUCAAACGACGUUCACGUCGUCGCCCCACUAGUCGUCGGCGCGGCUGUGCUCAUCUGCUUCGCGCUGUGGGAGACCUUCGGCAAGCUGAAGUAUCCGCUAACACCCACCUAUAUCUUCGCCAGCUCGCUAGGUCGCGACUUCACAGCGCCUGUAAUUGCACUUGGCGUCGUCAAUAUGUUCUAUUACUCGUCUAGCAUUCUAUGGCCGCAGAUGAUCACAGUGUUUUAUACGAACGGCGGUGCGGACUGGAAGUACUCUGUUAUUCUGUCGUUGCCGCAGGGAUUCGCUAUCUUCUUCGGUGCUAUCCUUCUCACUUGCUUUGGUAGUACGCUGCGGCAUUGGCACUGGCAGCUUACCGGGUCGGUAUUUGUUAUGGUUGUUUUUGGCUCGUUGCUUGGUAUUGUUACACCGACUAAUCAGGGUACUAUGAUUGCUUUCAUCUUUCUCUCUCAGGCUGGGUUUGGGUGGGCUCUUUAUUUGAGUAUUGCUAUUACACAGAUGGGCGUUGAGCAUAAGAAUCUUGGUGUUAGUGGUGGGAUCUCGGGGUGCAUUCGCUUUGCUGCUGGGGCUGUUGCGACCUCAAUCUACCAAACAGUCUACAGUAACACAUUGGCAAAGUACACAGCUAUAUAUGUCCCCUCCGCUGCCAUCUCCGCAGGACUCCCAGAUUCCAAGAUUCCAGAUCUAAUGGCUGUGGUAUCUCAAGGUGCCGCUGCAAUGAAAUCAUAUACUCCUGCCGUGGUGGUGGCAGCAGAGGCGGCUCUUAGCCAAGCCUACUGCAAAGCGAUCUUUGUGGUGGCUAUGGUAUCGAUGGCCUUCGGCAUCUUGGGUCUUGCUGCUUGUCUAUGUUGCAAGGAUGUUGAUUCAAAGAUGACCAACAAGAUCGAGGUGUACCUUGAGAACACAGAUCUCUCGGACCGAAACAAGUAUCAUUAG
Penicillium expansum is the source of this 1707-nucleotide messenger RNA. Its product is annotated as Major facilitator superfamily domain, general substrate transporter. The record is from RefSeq and is a predicted model, not a curated record. The coding region runs from base 1 to 1707 and encodes 568 amino acids. The transcript has 10 exons. Gene Ontology annotation, biological process: transmembrane transport. Lineage: Eukaryota; Fungi; Ascomycota; Eurotiomycetes; Eurotiales; Aspergillaceae. Gene Ontology annotation, molecular function: transmembrane transporter activity.